Molecule: messenger RNA, 1537 nt
Organism: Leucoraja erinaceus (little skate)
Lineage: Eukaryota; Metazoa; Chordata; Chondrichthyes; Rajiformes; Rajidae
Product: retinol dehydrogenase 12-like
Exons: 7
Coding region: 138-1028 (296 amino acids)
Source: RefSeq, a predicted model, not a curated record
AAGAAUCAUGUGUGUCACCGCUUGUGCAGCUUCCGCGACGGCGGGCGGGGCAGCGAGCGGAGAGUGUACGUGUACCCACCGGAGCACAGUACAGCCCACAGAUCUUAUAGCGUCUUUGCUACAGCCGGCCUGUCAGCAUGGGGGACGCCGACAGAACAGGUAAUGCAUGGAAAACCCAGAAGCUGGAUGGAAAGACUGUACUGAUAACUGGCGCUAACACUGGAAUUGGCAAAGAGACUGCAAGAGACCUGGCAAAGAGAGGAGCUCACAUCAUCAUAGCAUGCAGAGACAUAGAAAAAGGCGAUGCUGCAAUGAAAGAAAUAAUAGAGCAAUCUGGAAAUUCUAAUAUAACGUUGAAGAAAUUGAAUUUAGCCGAUACCAAAUCUAUUCGAGAGUUUGCGGAGCAGAUCAAUAAAGAACAACAGCAAAUUAACAUUCUGAUUAACAACGCUGGGGUAAUGAUGUGUCCUUAUUUGAAAACGGAAGACGGCUUUGAGUUGCAAUUUGGAGUCAAUCAUUUAGGACACUUUUUGCUAACCUAUUUACUAAUUGACUUGAUAAAACGAUCUGGUCCUGCUCGAAUCAUCAAUGUCUCCUCUUCUGCACAUAAAAUGGGAAAAAUUCAGUUUGAAGAUCUGAACAGUGAGAAGAGUUACAAUUCAGUAAAAGCCUAUGGGCAGAGCAAACUGGCCAACAUUUUGUUUACAAGGGAAUUGGCCAGAAAACUCCAAGGGACAGAUGUAUCAGUCUUUGCUUUGCAUCCAGGUGUGGUCCGAACUGAAUUAGCCAGACAUUUGAAUGCUUUAACCCGGUUUGGGUUGUCAUUGCUGCGACCUUUUACCAAAUCUCCAGAAAAUGGUGCUGAAACUUCAAUUUACUGUGCUGUAGCUCCAGGAUUGGAGAAAGAAACAGGAGAAUAUUUCAGUGAUUGUGAUCGUACAACCGGUUCAUCGGCUGCCCGUGACGAUGAAGUAGCAAAGAAGUUGUGGGAAGUAAGCUGCCAAAUGCUGGGAAUUGAUUGGCAGUGAGCCCAACACACGCCCUCAACAGCAUUUCAUGUUCAAUUUAUUUGUACUUAUAAUCAACAACUGAGGUUGUAUCUGAAUAACUGAAUAAUAUGAACUCUUUUUGCUAAUUAAUGUUUUCUCUUUUUAAGUAUAAAGUAUUUGUAUUUUACAUUUUUGUAUACAUUUAACAGCUUAAUGUAGGUCGUACUACAGUUUUGCUUCCCAGUAUGCAUAUAAUAUACAUUCAUUUAAAGACAUAAACAGUUUAAAUUUUCUUUCUAGAGAAAACAUUGUACAAAUUAAAUAUGGUGCUUAUUUCUGGUGUUUGUUCCUUUGUUAUUUCGUACACUACUGACUUUUGUUUUCUUUCAUUUCUUUGCCAUUUUGUAACAUUUUAUUAGGUGGAAUUAUACACUAGUAACAUUUUAUAAAGCUUUUGCCUAUUAAGUUGUUGUAUAAUUAACUCUUCCGUCUUGGAUUUAUGAUGAAGAAAUGAGAAGUAGCACAAUAAAAUGUAAUUCGGAGCUUUA